Molecule: messenger RNA, 2310 nt
Organism: Corvus hawaiiensis (hawaiian crow)
Lineage: Eukaryota; Metazoa; Chordata; Aves; Passeriformes; Corvidae
Product: discoidin, CUB and LCCL domain-containing protein 1-like
Exons: 15
Coding region: 48-2168 (706 amino acids)
Source: RefSeq, a predicted model, not a curated record
CUUCCGGCCGCCGCCUGCCUUAAAGGCGCCGACCGGUGAAGCGCGUGAUGCUGUGCUGCCCCCUGGUGGCCGCGGGCAGUAUCGCCCUCGUGGCGUCCCCCGCCAGCCCAGGACACGAGUUGCCGGCGGGGGUGUCACGGCGGGGUUCGCUCCCCCCUGGUCCCGGCAGCGAGCCGUGGAACGCGGUACCGGGCAUCUCCCGCCCCGCCCCAAGCCAGCCCCGGCGGGACCACCGGGACCUCCCACGGCCGGCCCGCCUCACCCCCGCCGCGCGGGCCGGUCGACUGACAACGAGGCGGACCAAUGGAAAUGGCUGCGGCCACACGCUGCUGACACCCCACAGUGGCACCCUGAGCUCCAAGAACUACCCGGGCACAUAUCCCAACCACACCGUGUGCUGCUGGCAGCUCCAAGCCCCCCCAGGCACCUCCCUGCUCCUGGCAUUCGGGGAUGUGGAUCUGGAAUCCUCGGAGCACUGUGCCCACAGCUCCUUGCUGCUCGCUGACCCCCAGACUGGCACUGCCUACGGGCCCUACUGCAGGAACUCCGUCCCUUCUGCCCCACUCCUGGUGACAAACUCCAGCACUGUGACCGUCCUGUUCAACAGCACCAGCCACCGCUCGGGACGAGGGCUUCUCCUGUCCUAUGCCACCACGCAGCACCCAGACCUGGUUUCCUGCCUGGUUCGAGGCACCCACUACACCCAGGAGCAUGUCAGUGUGUACUGCCCUGCAGGCUGCAAGGACAUCCAUGGGGACAUCUGGGGCAACCCAAGCCAGGGCUACCGGGAUACAUCGGUGCUGUGCAAGGCAGCCGUGCAUGCCGGGGUGAUUGCGGACGAGCUGGGCGGGCAGGUCACCCUGUCCCGGGAGAAGGGGAUCACGCUCUAUGAGGCAGCCUUUGCCAAUGGGCUCCACUCCAAAAGGGGAUCUCUUUCUGAGAAGCGACUUGUAUUCCACAAAGCCUGUGAUGAUGUGCUGGAGGUGGUCGCCUUCAAUGCCUCAUCCUGGUGGCACGAGAUGGAUGCACUGGGCCAGGACCGAGCCUGGGUGGCCGAACGGGCAGCACUCAGCACCACCGGCCACUCCUGGGCAGCCGAACCCGGCGCCGGGGCCGCCUGGCUGGAGCUGGACCUGGGCACCCGAAGGAAUGUCACAGGAAUCAUCACAAAGGGCUCCUCCGAGCAGCACGACUACUACGUGACGUCCUACCACGUCUCCUCCAGCCGCGAUGGGAAGAACUGGAGACCCUACAGAGGCAGCAGUGGCCAGGAGGACAAGGUGUUUGAAGGAAACGCCGACAGCCAAGGGGAGGUCUCCAAUGCCUUUAUCCCCCCAAUCGUUGCCCGCUAUGUCCGCGUCACACCGCAGAGCUGGCACCAGCGCGUGGCCCUGAAGGUGGCCCUGGUGGGCUGCCAGCUGGCACGGGUCCGUGCGCCCCGUCCCUACGUGCCCAGUGUCCCCAAGGAGGUCCUUGAACCCACCAGCCACCCAGCCAGCCGCACCCCCAUCCCUGGCAUCGCCCUGGACCCGGAGAAGGCAGGUUCCACACUGCUGGUGGUGCUUCUCAUUGGCGGCUUUGUGCUCCUCUGCUCCUGCCUCCUGCUCCUGGCUUUCAUCUGCCACAGGAAGAGGAAGUCAACAGCGGAGCUGAACUGCGGCAUCACAAAAGGGUACCCCAAGCUGGAGUCAAGCCAGGUCUGCUCCCUGCAGAGCCUGCCAGCCCCUAGCCUGUCUUCCUUCCCCACGCCAGGGGACCUGAGCCGGACCCAGUCACCAGAGUACGCUGAGCCAGACCUGGUGCAGGUGAGCCCCAGCAGCCAGACGGGUCCCUCCACCUUCAAGCCACUCCUGGAAGAGGGCUACACUCUGCCGCUGGUCCUGAGCCACUAUGACGUCCCGGGAAAGCACCAUGAGUACGCAGAGCCGCUGCCGCCAGAGCCUGAGUAUGCCACGCCAUUCAGUGAGCCGGAGCCUGCCGGGAUGCACCGCAGCAGCUGCGGCAUCGCAGGGCCCCCUGGGUGCCCCCCGGUGCGGUACCAGACCCCUGCCCCGCGGCCCGGGGAGCUGCCAGCUGGGGUGGAGCAGACUGGCAGCCCCUGCUCCGAGGGGUCCCGUGGGUGGCCUAAGCACUGUCCCCUCGCACACGUGUACCAUGAAGCCUUGUGAGGAGGGGAGCACAGCGGCACGAUAUGAGGCGAUUGGGGGGGGGAGGGGGAGGGGGGGCACGUGUAAAGGAGGACUUUCCCCGUGCUAGCAGGGGGCUUUUUAAAAAGUAAUCCUAUGUAAAUAUAUGUAAUACAUAGAGAAA